Molecule: messenger RNA, 1236 nt
Organism: Ophidiomyces ophidiicola
Lineage: Eukaryota; Fungi; Ascomycota; Eurotiomycetes; Onygenales; Onygenaceae
Exons: 4
Coding region: 1-1236 (411 amino acids)
Biological process (GO): proteasome-mediated ubiquitin-dependent protein catabolic process
Cellular component (GO): GID complex; nucleus; cytoplasm
Molecular function (GO): ubiquitin protein ligase activity; protein binding
Source: RefSeq, a predicted model, not a curated record
AUGGACCUCAUACAUAAGGAGCACCAACGGCUCUUCAAGCGGGUCCAGAGCUUGAAGAGCAUUGACGAUGUGCAAGCUACAAUUAAUUUACUGCAAGAGGCACGAAAUUCUAUAGAAAGAGAUCCAAACUCGGCCUCGAUAACGCUUGCGAAGUUACAAAACCCCGUCAAAACCUCUUUUGAUACUACAAACGAAAGCUUAAAAGAAACAUAUUCUGCCCUCAAUAGGUAUGGUAGGGCUUUGGACAAACUAUUUAAAGACAAACCACUUCCAAGCACCGAUUAUGAGGCCUUAUCUUUGGAGCCGGCUCUAGUUGAUAGAGCAAUUGCAAUGCAUUUAUUGCGCGAAGGCCAAUUCUCUACAGCGUCGACGUUUGCCUCAGAAGCCUCGGGAAACCCUCAUCCCACAGUUCCCGGAGCUGGCACCCAAGAUUCGACCCAGCGCCACAUUGUAUCUCAACAACUCAAAGAAUUGCAAUCGGGUGAUUUGCGCAAUCAGUUUAUUUUGAUGUAUAGCAUAAUGCAUGAGCUUAGGGAUAAACAAAACUUGUUGCCUGCGAUCGAUUGGGCUCGAAAACAUCGCCUAAGACUGGAAGCAAGGGGCAGCAAUCUCGAGUUCGAACUAUGUCGGCUACAGUUUGUUUGGCUAUUCCAUGGAGGAGGAAAACCCUGUCCAACGAUGGUUGCUGGGAGAGCGGCCGCACUCGAGUAUGCAAGAAAAGAAUUCCAUCAUUUUCAUACAAGACAUCUCCGUGAGGUCGAACAAUUGAUGGGUGCAAUGGCAUUUUGCCCAAAUCUUGAACAAUCCCCUUAUAGAGAUACUUUUAGUAACCCGUGGGCCUGGGCCGACGUCGCCACGACUUUUACUCGCGAAUUCUGUGCUUUACUUGGAUUAUCUUCAGACUCGCCUAUAUAUAUUGCGGCUACUGCUGGUGCGAUUGCUCUUCCAACUUUGCUGAAACUACAGUCAAUUAUGAAAGAGAAGCGCACUGAGUGGACAAGCCAAAACGAAUUACCUGUCGAAAUCCCCCUUCCACCAUCAUACCUCUUUCACUCUAUCUUUGUUUGCCCCGUAUCCAAGGAACAGACGACUGACGAUAACCCACCCAUGAUGAUGCCAUGUGGGCAUGUUGUUGCCCAAGAAUCUUUAAUGAAAUUGAGCAAAAGCGCCAAAUUUAAAUGUCCCUAUUGCCCUGGCGAGAGCAGUGCAUCUGAUGCGACAAAACUUAUUUUAUAA